AUGUACGGCUCCUUCCUCCUGUUCCUGCUCGACCCCACCUUCUGGUCACGCCUGGGCUUCCUAAUCUCCUACAUCGCGACCUCGCUCAUCGCCGUCGAAGUCUUCCGCCUGAUCUGCACCGACGCCAACAAGCGGGACGUCGAGAAGUUUCUCGAGAGCUACAGCAAGCAGCGCGCCAGGACAGUGUCGCCGCCGCGAAGGAAGAAUGUGCAGUUGGAGCGGGAGAUUAGUGUGAAUAUCGAUGAGUUGGAGAGUGUGGUGAUGGAGGCGCCGAAGAUGGACAGGCCUGUGGAGAGGACGCGUGUCGAGGAGGCAUCGCGAGGCGUCUCCGGCGUCCGAGGUGGCGGAGUCGAGGCAUGGAAGCCCACGCCCAAGGAGUAG
Parastagonospora nodorum SN15 is the source of this 381-nucleotide messenger RNA. RefSeq lists its product as hypothetical. The coding region runs from base 1 to 381 and encodes 126 amino acids. Lineage: Eukaryota; Fungi; Ascomycota; Dothideomycetes; Pleosporales; Phaeosphaeriaceae. The transcript has 2 exons. The record is from RefSeq and is a predicted model, not a curated record.